Messenger RNA from Monodelphis domestica (gray short-tailed opossum), 3760 nucleotides. It is a transcript of the gene GCK, whose product is annotated as glucokinase. Gene Ontology annotation, cellular component: mitochondrion; cytosol. Gene Ontology annotation, biological process: carbohydrate phosphorylation; glycolytic process; glucose 6-phosphate metabolic process. The record is from RefSeq and is a predicted model, not a curated record. Gene Ontology annotation, molecular function: fructokinase activity; mannokinase activity; glucokinase activity. Lineage: Eukaryota; Metazoa; Chordata; Mammalia; Didelphimorphia; Didelphidae.
CAGAGCACAGAGAGUGGUGCCUGGAGAAUCCAGUCCCCUCUUUUCCACCCUGUAGAAACAGAAAGUUGAAGAGUGAUUGAUUGGCAUAGGGGAAAUGAGGGUUGGUCCAUGAGAGAAGUGGACGGAACUGAUGCUUCAUUACUUAGGGACUAUAUGCAUCCACAGAACAAAAGAGAUCUUUCUUGCUGAGCCAUCCCCAGAAUGUACCAAGUUUGAUACAUUACAGGACAACUAAGAAAACAGCCAAUUGGGUGUGAUGAACUGAUUCUUCUUGGUUCCCAUCCUGGCCCUCCAAUGGAAAGGGAAAUACAUUGUCUAGUCUAGAUCCCAAAUUGAGAAGGGGCAGAAGGAUAGUCCCUAAGCAGAACAAAAGAGCUUGGUUAUAUGGUAGAAGACAAUGAAAAGGAAGAAAACCGAUGACUGAAACUCAAAAAGUAAAUCAACAGAGGCAGAGCAUACCUAUCCAGACCCUGGUCAGUGGAACCAUUGAGAAAGGACCUCAUUCUUCAGUGGAGGACGACUUGGAGAAUUUUUGUUCUGAGACAGAGAGAACCACUGGGAAUUCUCACAAGUGGACUUGUCCUUGGGCAGCUCACCUGGCCCUGGAAGCUGCCCAGAUGCUGGAUUACAGAGCCAGGAUGGAGAGCUCCAAGAAGGAGAAGGUGGAACAAAUCUUGUCUGAGUUCAGGCUACAGGAAGAAGACCUGAAGAAAGUGAUGAGGCGGAUGCAGAAGGAGAUGGACCGGGGCCUGAGGCUGGAGACCCAUGAAGAAGCCAGUGUGAAGAUGCUCCCCACUUACGUGCGCUCCACCCCAGAGGGGUCAGAAGUGGGAGACUUCCUUUCCCUGGAUCUGGGUGGCACCAAUUUCCGGGUCAUGUUGGUCAAAGUGGGAGAAGAAGAGGAGGGUCAGUGGAGUGUGAAGACAAAGCAUCAGAUGUACUCCAUCCCCGAGGAUGCCAUGACAGGCACAGCAGAAAUGCUCUUUGACUACAUCUCUGAAUGCAUUUCUGAUUUCCUGGACAAACACCACAUGAAACAUAAAAAGUUACCCCUGGGCUUCACGUUCUCCUUCCCGGUGCGGCAUGAAGACAUUGACAAGGGAAUCCUUCUUAACUGGACAAAAGGCUUCAAAGCAUCAGGCGCUGAAGGAAAUAACAUAGUCGGGCUUUUGAGAGAUGCUAUCAAGCGGCGAGGGGACUUUGAGAUGGACGUUGUUGCCAUGGUCAAUGACACGGUGGCAACAAUGAUUUCCUGUUACUAUGAAGAUCGCCAGUGUGAGGUCGGGAUGAUUGUCGGCACAGGGUGUAAUGCCUGCUACAUGGAGGAGAUGGAGAAUGUGGAACUGGUGGAAGGCGAUGAAGGUCGAAUGUGUGUGAACACCGAGUGGGGAGCCUUUGGGAAUGCUGGGGAACUUGACGAGUUCCUGUUGGAGUAUGACCGGGUGGUAGACGAGACCUCCCUGAAUCCCGGUCAGCAGCUUUAUGAGAAGAUCAUCGGGGGCAAGUACAUGGGGGAGAUCGUAAGGCUGGUUCUAAUGAAGCUGGUGGAUGAGAACUUGCUCUUCAAUGGGGAGGCAUCUGAACAGCUGAGGACCCGGGGCGCCUUUGAGACCCGUUUUGUCUCCCAAGUAGAGAGUGAUUCUGGAGACCGAAAGCAGAUCUACAAUAUCCUGAGUACUCUGGGCCUGAUACCCUCCACAACAGACUGUGAUAUCGUGCGUAUGGUCUGUGAGAGUGUCUCUACUCGGGCAGCACAAAUGUGCUCAGCCGGGCUGGCAGGCGUCAUCAACCGUAUGAGGGAGAGCCGAAGCGAGGAAGUCAUGAGGAUCACUGUGGGUGUAGAUGGCUCAGUCUACAAACUGCACCCCAGUUUCAAACACCGAUUUCAUGCCACUGUGCGGCAGCUGGCACCCUGCUGUGAUAUCACUUUUAUCCAGUCAGAGGAGGGCAGUGGACGAGGUGCUGCCCUUGUCUCUGCUGUGGCCUGCAAGAAGGCCUGCAUGCUUAGCCAAUGAAGGCAGGUGUUGCUCCUGCCUGCCUAGGCAUCUGCCAGGAGCACUGCUCACUGGAAGCUGCUCCCCAAUUUCUUCAGCCCUUGAUCCAGAACAGAACUGCUCCAUUUCACCUGAAGGAGGCAGAACUUUUGCUGACAGCAGGUGCCAUGGAAGAUGUACUCUUGGGGGCUCUUCCUUCUCCGAGAGGAGGAAUCUGAGGGAAGCCAAGCAGCUUGUUUCUCUCCAUACAGCAGUAGUCUGCUUCUCCAUGGAUUUGGGACUUGAUAAUCUGUGGUAUCUGUGUACAGUACUCAGCUCAGACUCACCAUAUGAGGAACCAGGGAAGGACCCGGCAGAGAAGGAAUGGCCUCAAACAGAUCCAUAAUUAGGACUUUUUGGACCUGGAUCAAGGGAAGGGAAGAUGCUGAGGGGAAUUCACUUGGAGUGCAGCCAUUGGGGAGAAAGAAUACUCCAGGGCACCACCAGAUUUCUGUGCUGCUGAAGGACUGAUUUGUGCUGGGUGGCAGUAGGUAGAAUAGGAGAAAAUAGAUGUCAGAAUUCAGCCAACAGAGGAAGAAAGUGUGCUCUAGGACAGGUGCUGUCAGCACCCAUCAAAUUUUGGUGCCCUGGGACAUCUGGUGCCUUGUUAUUCCUCUCUAUUUAAUGGCUCUGACCUUAAAGAAUUACCUCCUACACAACUGUGCCCAAGCAUACCAACAAUAGCCAGAAUUUUGUUUCUCCCUCAUCCAUCUCUUCAUACCUCUCCUGACCUCUCUUCCUAGCUGCUAGCCAGGGGCUUUAUCAAAGCCUAGUGGUACCCAGGGAUGACCUAUCCUGGAAGGUAGUGAGUGUGGUUCUGGGCUGGCAGUAGGAACCCUGUUUCUUCUGAUGAUACCAGAACCAAUUUCCUUUUGAAUGGCUGACCUGUGUGUGCUUGCUGCUCCUAUCAGGGUAAAACUCCUGGAUCCCUGGCAUGGCAAGUCAGCUUUACUACAACCAUCCAGACCUUGCCAGUCUGCUCCCCAUUAGGGUCAUUGGACUUUACACAUACUCAAAAGAUUCUCCCCUUCCUCUACCCUGACUUUCAGAAAGCCUAGACUUCACUCCUGGGUUUGUUGGGGGUCUUUGUAGGAAUAGCUUAGUCUAUUUGUGCCAUUGAGAGAACCAAAGACCACAAAUUCCCAGUAUCCUCAGGCAGUUGGCAUGAAUUAACUGACAUUCACAUGGGUGGUCCCUUGGUCCUUUUUCUCCUAGGAAAUAUACCCAAUAAGACAAAAUAAAAUUGAACUUUGACAAGAGGGAAGAAGUCAUCUAACACCUUUCAUUUGACCCCCAGCAUCCAAGAUUGACAAGUCAAUUGAACCAUACAGUCUCAUGAAGUAUCCCUACAUGCUGGAAACACGUGUCAUCUCAUAACCACAACCUGACCUUUACAUAGACACAAGACCCUUCCUGCUUCUCUCUUAGCAGGGGAACUCACAUAAGUCUCUCAGGGGCUCUCAUAGCCCUUCCCCACUCUCCAGAGGAAGGCUCUGGAGCCAAGCUUCAAUGCUAGUAUCUGUAGAUAUGUUGGAUCACAAAGGCUUUGGUAUUGGGUGCACAGACACACACACACACACACACACACACACACACACACACACACACAGAAAUAAAGUCCAGCCCUUCCUUUUCCACUUUGUAAAGCCAGCAUACUUAUCACAAUCCUCCCCCAAUGCCUUCCCUGAUUGUCUUUUUAUUUUUAAAUAAAGAAAAAUUUGACAUGA